GUGAAACAUGGACUUCCAGCCAUCCUCGUCUAUGGGGAGAAUUAAGUAUAUGUCGAGUAUUUUAACAGUGGACAUCUGUCCCUUGAGUUGGACGAAAAAGCAGUCAACUCACGGUUGAAAUGCCUAAUUUACUACACUGUCAUGGAACCAAAAGAGUUAUUACAACGUUUUGACACUCGCUCACGCUUGUUGCUCCGAGCUCUCUUCUUGGGGUCUGCUGGAGUUUAUAAAGCACUGAAAGUGUUUAAUCGCCAGCGCACUUUGGAUACUUCUUUCUCGGUGCAUAAUCUCCUGGAAAUACUGUGCCAAGGAGAACCCUGCUUACACAGGGAUACCCAAGGACUGACAACCAAACCUUUGGUGUGCUUGUUUCCUGCAUCAUUCAAAUGGAGCCUCCUGUCCUUUCUUCACGUCGUACACACCGGGCUGUCAAAAGAGUGCAUCCUGAGUUUGUUGGACUGUUUGCGCCAAGAAGACGAUGUAGCUCCAUGGACUGCCGCACUGAUUGGCCAACUGCACAGAGACAUAAGAGACCCACAACGGGAGAUUCUGACUCCACAGUGCAGACAGAGUGUGAGAGAACUUUCUGAUCAGUUCAAGGGCACUGGCCGAAGUGGCGGAUGGUCCUCUUACUUCGCUAAACCAGAAAUUUGUCCGACGGAAAUAGUCCCCUCGAGUCAGUCCCAGAAGAGGAAAAGUGAGAAUUUGGACGUGGACUCCGACCCUAGCAAUGAAGGACAACAGAGCAAGAGGAUGAAGAUGGAGCUGCCCAACUCUGCUGACGGUGGUGUACCAGAGGAGGUUGCUGGAGAGACCGAGGGUUCACCAGCAGACGAGAAGUCUCCUCCUCAGGACCGAACCCCUGUUGAUGAUGCAGCGGCAUCACUGUUGCCGCCACCUGACUCCAACUCAGUUACGUUACCAGACCACAUAAAGGCUGCAGUUCCAUUCAUUAAAGAACUUCUAGAGACUGAAAUGGAGUGGGAUCAAAGCACUGUGGCCACCCUUGGACUGCUGAAUGAGUGCAACCCCAGUCAAGUGGAUGUGCUGUGGGGGCUGCUGCAGCUGUCUGAGGUCAGAGAGCAGACCUUACCCCAGUUCUGUUCCUGUCUGCUGGCGCUCUCUCCAGACCUGAGCCACAGCGUGGCGGCCGCCCUCAUCAGGAACCUGCUGCUCAGCAAGGUGGUCUGUUUGUCUGAGCCAGCCUCUCGGUGGUUGGCGUCCGCCGUGUCAUCAGUGUGCGCCCGCUACCCCAGGCCCAUGUGCCAGGAGCUCAUAAAGCCUAUUCUGGAGGGAGGCCAGGCAGGAACUGUUCAAGUUGAAUUGAUCAGCAGACUGAUAGAGGAUUCCCUGGAGCCCCAGUAUAGACUGCUGGUCUUUGGAAUGACUCUCUCCGGAUCCUGGAAUGAGAGUGUACUCUCCGUCAUCCACUCUCUUCUGGAUACAAGGCUGGAAUUGACAGAUGAAUUUUUCACAAGGUUCACAAACCAACUCAGCAGUCAGUCGCCCUACUUUGUCAAGUCCAUGAAGUUCGCCAAGAUGCUCCUCACAGUCCUGACCAAAUACCAGAGCCAUGUUAAAGGUGAAUGUAAACACAUUCUGUCCUGCUGCCUGGAUGCUAAUGAAACAUUUCUGAAGAAGUCUCUUCAGGCGGCACUCAAACGGAUUUCACACUCAUGAGAGAGACCUCAAAAAGCAACUCUACUAGGCUACAUCAAAAACGGAUGGAUACUGUGGCUGUUUCUUGAAAUGCAUCGUAUGAGGCUAAGACAUGUUUAUUGUAAAAUAGUUGUAUUUAAAUAGUUUCUGAUUAAAUUACAUGAAAACUGUAA
Molecule: messenger RNA, 1832 nt
Organism: Clupea harengus (Atlantic herring)
Lineage: Eukaryota; Metazoa; Chordata; Actinopteri; Clupeiformes; Clupeidae
Gene: fance
Product: FA complementation group E
Biological process (GO): interstrand cross-link repair
Cellular component (GO): Fanconi anaemia nuclear complex
Source: RefSeq, a predicted model, not a curated record